GGACAGAGGAUAACUGCAGGCUGCUUUUGUAAAAUCAAAUCCAAGUUUUGUCAUUCGAACAAUCCUUGUUCCCCUUCAUAUCCAAAUCCAAAUUUUCUUUCAUCCGAAAGGAAACUAUCCAUAGUUCCAAGCUCUGAUAUAAACAGUUUCAGUACGUAAAUCUCAAAUUCUUCGGUUUCUACGAGUGCCUUGCCGUAUUCAGGCUCAGAAGCAUCGAUGGAUUCAAUGAGAGGACAAGGUGGCAUUCAGAUGCUACUCACUGCUGAACAGGAAGCCCAACAAAUUGUGUAUGCUGCUAGAAAUGUUAAAAUGACAAGGUUGAGGCAAGCAAAGGAAGAAGCUGAGAUGGAAGUGACAAAUUAUCGUUCCCAUCUAGAAGCUGAGUACAAGCAGAAACUAUCUGAGACCAGCGGAAAUUCAGACUCAACCGAAAAGAGGCUUGAGGUAGAAACCGAGCAAAAGAUUCAGCAUUUGAAGAAAGCAGCCUCCGAAGUAUCUCCUGAUGUUAUUGCAAUGCUCACAAAGUACAUCACCACUAUUAAAACUUGAUUGAUGAUGUCAAAGAAAAAUCGAAGCAAAAUUUUACUGACUUCCCCUCAACGGGAAAGUUUAUCCCCCAAUCAAAAAGAGGCCAUGAAAAGUUACUUCCACAUUUGAUUUUCAUUUUCCACUCCUUUUUAUUCUGUUACCACAUUCCAAAUGAAGGAUUAUAGCUUUUACGUUAUAAAAUUUCGUGGUAACUUCAAGUCAUAUAUGUUACGGACAACAUUUAAUUUU
Molecule: messenger RNA, 777 nt
Organism: Capsicum annuum
Lineage: Eukaryota; Viridiplantae; Streptophyta; Magnoliopsida; Solanales; Solanaceae
Product: V-type proton ATPase subunit G
Exons: 4
Coding region: 217-549 (110 amino acids)
Biological process (GO): proton transmembrane transport
Cellular component (GO): vacuolar proton-transporting V-type ATPase complex
Molecular function (GO): proton-transporting ATPase activity, rotational mechanism
Source: RefSeq, a predicted model, not a curated record